Molecule: messenger RNA, 1314 nt
Organism: Vigna radiata var. radiata (mung bean)
Lineage: Eukaryota; Viridiplantae; Streptophyta; Magnoliopsida; Fabales; Fabaceae
Product: RHOMBOID-like protein 2
Exons: 1
Coding region: 20-517 (165 amino acids)
Biological process (GO): proteolysis
Cellular component (GO): membrane
Molecular function (GO): serine-type endopeptidase activity
Source: RefSeq, a predicted model, not a curated record
GAUAGAGAGAAAAAGAAGUAUGGCCAGAAGAUAUCUUGAGACUGACGGAGGGAGACCCAAGAACAACCCAACAGAGGAAAACUGCAUUGCGCAUGAGUCUUCGAAUAUUUACGAAGCUGAUACCCAUUGGACAUCAUGGCUGGUUCCUAUGUGGUGGUUGCUAAUAUUGUUGUUUUUUGUUAUUUCCAUGGACCUCAACAAUUGUCUCAAAAAUAACUUCGGUCCCCAAUGUGGCUGCGUGGCUAAGUUCCUUGGAGGAUUCUCUUUCGAACCUAUGCAGGAGAACUGGUUCUCUUUUGAGCCUAUGCAGGAGAACUCAUUGCUAUCAUUGACUGAGAUGGGAGCCCUUGGGUGGGACAGUGCUGGGAACAGGCAUCAAGGAUGGAGACUGGACACUUGCAUGGGGUUAUACGUUGGAAUUAUUCAUUUGCUUGCUAUCAUGUUGAGUCUGGUAUUCAUUGGAAUUCGUCAGGAACAACAAUUUGGGUUUGGGAGGAUUGGAGUUAUAUAUUGGUGACUAUCUAGGAUUAAUAUACUGGGUUCAACCUUGAGGACAAGGUUGUUAAAGGAGAGGGAAGUAAUGUUAGGAAACUACUUGUAGUUAGGAAGAAGUCUGUAUAAAAGGGGUUGGGGUGCUUUGGGAGACUUUAGUUUUUGAGUCUUAUUCAUUGUGCUGGAACUCUUGGAGUUCUGUGGGGAGAGGUUAAGCUCUCUGAGUCACUUGUAUUCAACAUUCUUGAUUCUUUUGCAAUAAAGUGAGGCUGUACAAUUCAGAGGAAUUGUUCUGGUGUUUGUGUGUUGAGUGUUUCUAUAGGUUCUUGAUUAAAAAGAACCUAUCAACCUCUUAAUUUGGGGCCUCCUAUUAUUACGUUAUGGUUUGGAGAAUAUGUAUUCUUCCUGUCUCUAGGAAAUUGUGUUCAUCUAACUAAAACAAUAAAACCUGAAAACGACAAUAUAAGUUUUCCACAAUCCUUAAUUAUUGUUUAUAAUCUGUUCAUAGUAAAUCAAUUACAAGGUUGUUUUGUUGUUUGAGGAAGUUGGAGGAAAUGGAGAGGGAGACCAAGAAGGACAUAUGAGGAAUUUGUAAGAGGGAUCUCAUGGCAAACAAUAUCUCUUAAUAUUUAGCCUUUAGCCGAGCUUAAUGGUGUACAUAACCUUAACACUUUUGUAGUUGUAUUUAUUGUAUGAGGUCAUUGUCGUGUGUAGGUUAAAUGCUAGUGCCAAAUUUCUAAUUGUUAUAUUCCACUACUUUACUGUUGAUAACUGGAACUUCGUAUAAUCUGCUAGUUCAUUGUUUAAUUGGUUCUGAUGAUA